AGAGCAUGCGAGAGGAAACAAACAAACAACACCAGCCUGUAGGAGGGAAGUGAUUAGAUGAGCUUCAGCUGUUUUUUUCCCCUCCUGAAUGGCCUUCUUUCCAUCAGGAUAUGUUAGGACAAGUGCUUUCUCAAGCCAGGAUAUCAGUGGAAGACACAGUGUUCCGUAAAAGUCAUCCAGUUCCUGGGUAGCAUUAACAGACGCGACUUCUCUGCUCCGCACAGAAUAUACGAUCAACCUUUUCUUUUCUUUUUCAGUUUUUUUUUUUAAAUGGGUUUAGAAGCGAAAGGAUGUGAGCUUUACGGCUAGUUAUGAAUCUUUUCGAAUUUACUGACUUCUGUCUGACUCUUGGGCCAGCACAAUGCUUCUGCUGUUCAAAGAAAACCAGUCCAAAUUACCUAAGCGAGAGCUUUUUCAUGGUGAAAGGAGCAGCCCUUUUCUUACAGCAAGGAAACAGUUCCCAGGGCCAGCGAAGCCUCCAGCAUCCUCACAAACAUGCAGGUGAUUUGCCCCAGCACCUCCAGGUGAUGAUCAACCUCCUUCGCUGUGAGGAUAGAAUCAAACUGGCUGUCCGUUUGGAAAGUGUGUGGACAGACAGAGUGCGGUACAUGGUGGUUGUAUACAGCAACGGGCGGCAGGACACAGAAGAGAAUAUUUUGCUGGGCGUGGAUUUCUCCAGCAAGGAGAGUAAAAGCUGCACUAUAGGAAUGGUUCUUCGUCUGUGGAGUGAUACUAAAAUCCAUCUUGAUGGUGAUGGUGGCUUCAGCGUGAGCACUGCAGGGAGAAUGCACAUCUUCAAGCCAGUGUCGGUGCAAGCCAUGUGGUCUGCUUUACAGAUCCUCCAUAAAGCCUGCGAAGUUGCAAGAAGGUACAACUACUUCCCAGGUGGGAUGGCCUUGGUCUGGGCCACGUACUACGAAAGCUGCAUCAGCUCCGACCAGAGCUGCAUCAACGAGUGGAAUGCAAUGCAGGACCUGGAGUCCACCCGCCCCGACUCUCCAGCUCUGUUUGUUGACAAGCCAACUGAAAGGGAACGAGCAGAACGGCUCAUUAAAGCCAAACUCCGGAGCAUCAUGAUGAGCAAAGACCUGGAAAAUGUGACUUCAAAGGAGAUACGAAAUGAGCUGGAGAAACACAUGAAUUGCAACUUGAAAGAAUUCAAGGAAUUUAUAGACAAUGAAAUGCUGCUUAUCCUGGGUCAGAUGGACAAACCGUCUCUGAUUUUUGAUCAUUUGUAUCUGGGGUCAGAGUGGAACGCCUCUAACCUGGAGGAGCUGCAGGGCUCGGGCAUUGACUACAUUUUGAAUGUGACCAGGGAAAUAGAUAACUUUUUUCCUGGUUUGUUCGCCUAUCACAACAUCCGGGUGUACGACGAGGAGACCACAGACCUCCUGGCUCACUGGAACGAGGCGUAUCACUUCAUCAACAAGGCCAAGAAGAAUCACUCCAAGUGCCUGGUGCACUGCAAAAUGGGCGUGAGCCGGUCGGCAUCUACUGUUAUAGCUUAUGCAAUGAAGGAAUUUGGCUGGUCACUGGAAAAGGCUUACAAUUACGUGAAGCAGAAACGCAGCAUUGCAAGACCAAAUGCAGGCUUCAUGAGACAGCUUUUGGAAUACGAAGGCAUUUUAGAUGCAAGCAAGCAGCGCCACAAUAAGCUGUGGAAGCAGCAGGCAGAGAGCAACCUCCCUCAGAACACAGACGGCAGCACGGGCUCAGGAGACUUCUUACUCGAGAGCUUAGACGUCGACCUCGAAAACCGCCUGGCUGACCUGGACACCCCUUCGCAGUCGGUGUACCUGGACAACCGAGCCGGCCCAGAAGUGCCUGUGGGGUAUAAUUACUGCUUCCGCCGCCUCUCGGACACGCUGCUGGAGAACAAGGUGCCCGGUGAGAGGGAGAGCUUCUUCCACGUGGAGGAGCUGGAGCGGGACGCGCUUGCGGAGCGCGCCACCUCGCUGGUGAGGCAGCCUCCGUCCGUGCCUUCGGAGGGGAGGCCGGAGGUGGCGAAGGGCCUGGAGACAGUGGAGGCGCUGUCGGAGCUGAGCGGUUUCCAGGAGGUGAAGAAGAAACUGGACUUCAGCCCCCGGAAGGCAAGGCUGGUGCUGGGCCCCGGGGAGCCAGGGGAGGAUGGUAUCAGGGAGGAAAACCCAAUGGAGAAGUGGAAGCGUCGUUUGUCCAUGCACAAGGAGGAGAGCAGGCUUAAUAGAGAGAACUUGAAUAACAACAACAGCAAAAGGAGUUGCCCAGAGGAUUUUGAGCACGAUGCCGUAUUUGGGAUCCUCAGUAAAGUCAAACCUCCCUAUCAGUCUUGUGCUGACUGCAUGUACCCCUCGGCCAGUUUGUCUCCCGACUCCUUCGGGGAGCAGUGCGAGAAGCUGAACCCCGGCUCUGCGCGUCACAGCUCCACCAUCUGCACGCAGCCAGCCCUCCUCUCCCACAUCCCCUCCGGCUUGGCAGACCACCUGCCCAGCAAGGCGCGCGCAGAGGAGGUAAUCAGAACUAAAAAUAACGAGGCUCCGCUUCCUCUGUCAGCGGGAACUGGCACUUUGGAAGCUGGUACUUGUAAAUCAGUGGCUGAUCAGCAGUGCAGCGUUUCAGAGAAAGGAAAGGAUGCACCAAAAACCCCGGUCAAAACCCUGCAGCCCAGGAGAAACUCACACUGUGACAAGAGCCUCCUUAGUGCAGAACUGGUGAAAGAAGAGUCUCUAGCCAGAAAAGACAGCAAACCCACCAAGGAUCUGAAGUACAUGCUGUUCAGUAAAGACUUGGAAAAGCCGACUGCAAACAGUUACUUAAUGCAGCAUCAGGAGUCUCUCAUUCAGCUGCAGAAAGCGGGCUUGGUCAGGAAACAUACCAAAGAACUAGAGCGGUUGAAAAGCCUGCCCUCAGAUGCCUCGUCCCUGCUCAGAGAGGGCUCCCUGAGCAGGGCUGAGCCCAGCAUCGUGGAGGAAAGCGAAGCCCUGAUUUCACAUCACGGCCUCGUCCCUCUUCUGAGACCAACACCGUUGAUACCUGAAGAUGCCGAAAACGAAGUGAAGUUAGAGGUCAAGCGCUUGCUGGAGGGGAUUUCUCAGAAAACCUCCACGCCGGUCGUGUGCAGGUUGGAGCACACGAGCAGCUUCACCAAGGACUUCCUGAAGACCAUCUGCUACACCCCCUCGUCCUCCCGGAGCUCCAACCUGACGCGCAGCUCCAGCAGCGACAGCAUCCACAGCGUGCGGGGCAAGCCCGGCCUGGUGAAGCAGCGAACUCAGGAGAUCGAGACCCGGCUGCGGCUGGCUGGUUUGACUGUUUCGUCUCCUCUGAAAAGGUCCAAUUCCCUCGCCAAGCUGGGGUGUCUUAACUUGUCCUCUGAGGACUUGUCCAGCGACAUGGACGUGUCAACCAUAACGGACUCGAAAGAGGCCGUUUCCAGCGAGUCUUCCGUGCUCUGUGAGCCACAGCCCACUCCGAGGAGUGCGGAUGCCAGCUCCAAGCUGGCAGCGAAGCCAGCUGUCGGAAACUUGAAGAAUACGCUUUGGAUGGGCAAAAGUUGAUGCCUUCUGUGGGGGGAGUAAGAGGGAGGCUGGAUUUCUGGUUUCUGUUGGUUUUUUUUUUAAGGCGUUUAUUCAUUGCACCGAUGCAGUUUUAUCAUCUGACUUGCAGUAGUUCAUCUGAUGCCGCCUCUUCUUCCCCUCCGUGUACUCUUCCGUGGGGAGAAAAAGAAACGUGAUGGGUCAUGAUGAAUGGCACAAGGGAAAAUAAAAUGUAUUGCAUGGCUUAGAAGAGGACUGUGUGUGAAUUGCCUGUUGUCCUGCAGGAUGCUAUUUCUAGUACUGUUUGCCAAGUAUAAUAAUGUGGUGUUGUGCGUGUGUCUAUAUAUAGAUAGAUACUUACAUCUCUUCAUCUAUCUAUAUAUAUAAAAUGCUGAAAUGCUCCGUUUCAAAGUCUCAGCAAAAUAAUUAGUCAUGACUUUUUUUUUUUUUUACAGAACAAACACAAGUCUCUACUAAAGCAAGCGCUUGUGGAAAAAUCCUUAAAAUGGUGACAUGAACACUACCUCUGUUCUUUUAGUCUUGGUUUGUUUUUGUUUUUUUUUGUUUUUUUUUUUUUUGAGGCUUUUCCCACAGUGCUUACCAUUGACCGAAGGUAUUCCCUUACUGUUAACUGUAAAGUCCCGGAGGAGUGGAGACGGGCUUUACUGCACUGAGUGCUCUCGUCAUGUGAAGGAGUGUAAAGCUGUGUUCGUAUCGACGGUGUGACCUGCUGGCGUUAGUCCCUUGCUGCGUGACCAGGUGAAUUGUCGUUGUCUCAUGUCGGUGACGGAAUGGCAUCCGGACUGUGUUGCUGUCGGAGGCUUGUGCUCGCGUGGAGAGGUGUCUUGUUCUUUGGGUGUUCUUGCUGUCGUCGUGGUUUGUGAUGUCCCAGUAAUAAUGACGAGCCUGGCCAGUAAGUGACUGUGGACCUUAGUGAAGCUUUGUGUGGUGCUGUGUCGGCGGUGGGGACCCUUUGGUCAGGCUGUCGGUGGCACGCGAUGCCUGGGGAGGAGCGGUGGCUCUCCCGGUGCCCUGUGCACUGAAACCCCAGCAGGCAAUAGGUGAGCGUGCGUCUUCUGCAAUGAGUGCUGUUGUCCUCGGAUGAGGAUCAGUUCCUGUGCCCUCGCUUUCCCAGCAGGCUGUGGCAGUGGGGAAACUCCCACGGUGCUGCCAGGGGGUGAAUCCUGCUCUUCCCUGGGGGCGCACAGCCCGUGGGACACGCAGGGUUUGGGGGCCCAGCACAGGGCAGCGGCACAGCAGGGUGCUGGUUCCACCUCCCCGAGCAGCCAGAGCUGUGCAGGGUGGUUAAAGAACAUUGGGUUCCUCCCCGCGGUACUCUGCAGCUGCCCGUCGGGUGAGGCUGCCAAAAUUACGGCUUCGCUCAGGUGGGAUUUGGCCACUGGAGGGCAAGUCCUGGCUCAGAGACCGUGCUGCCUCCUCCAUCGCCCCGGACCCGCUGCCAGCGCGACCUGCGAGGCUGACUCAAAGGCUGCGUCCCCGGGAGGGCCCUGCAGACCUGGGCACGAGCCUCGGGCUUCAGGCCUUGAACAUCAAGCAGAAAAACGGGCUCACUGCGGAGAGACCGGAGCAGUGAAGGUGAGGGAAGAGCUCGGGAAGCACACAGGGGAUGUGCUCCCAGUGCCGGGGCUCCCCACGUCCCCCCCAGAACCGUGACAGCUGCCCGCUCCUUCAGGGCCGUAGCUUGAAGCAGGCCUGGGGGUCAAAACAGACCUCAGGGGUCGGGGCUGGCAAUCCGAUGUGUCUGCUCGUGAACGCGCAGGCUGGGAGCGUGAGCUCCAAACCUGUACAAGCGCUGUCGAAGCCGUUCUUAAAAAUCCCCUCGUUGAGGUGAGAGAGGAAGCAGGACUGCAAGCCGUCAUUCUGAGCCUGUGUUAAUCAGAAACAAUGCCUUGAGAAAGGGAGCCGUGUCUUACUGCCCUAAAACCCAGAACUAACUUCUUUUUCCUCAAGUAGAAGACCCCACUCUUUUAUAUUAACAGUGUAAGGAAUUACGGGGACUGGGAAUCAGUAAAUAAGCGUCCCUCUGUAAGGAGUCUUAAAUUUCAUGGACGUUUUAAAAGGCACGUUUCCUAUUGUCCCGUGAAAGGUGCUUGGAAGUGGAAGCCCGACGGGAGGGAGCCCUGGAGGAGAUGCGCGAGUCCUUGCCUUGUUUAGGGUGGGAAAACGGGGGCUCAUUUUUGGAGCCUGACCUUCCCCCGUGCUCAGUGUCUGCCCGAGGUGGCCUGGCCCUGGGGGCUGGCAGUCGUAUCGGUGUUGCUGUCCGUGUCUAUACCGGACUCUGAUGCCUGCUGGGUGGCAGAGGACGGGCAGCGGGGGGGCCAGGGCUCUGCCUGACGCCUGCAGGCUCCGUGCAGCCACCCAGGGCCCGUUUCGGUGCUGUGCUCGGCUCCGGUCCCAGCACACCCGGCGGCCUUGAGGCUUGCAGAGGCCGCUCGCGUGGUCGCUCGUGUUCGACACCGCGCGUUUUUGCCAGCUCCUUUCCCAGCCCUGCGGACACCUUCCUGCGCUCCCCAUUGCUGCCCGGCCAGGAAAGAAGCAGGGGCUCGGCUUUGAAGAAGCUCGGAAAGACGCCCUUAGCUGAUGCAAGCGAACACGUUCGUUUCCUUCCUGUUUUCCCGAGUGCCUGCCAAGCCCCGCUGCGCACAAACCGCGGCGCGGUGCAGCACGGACCGCUGCUGCCGCUGGAGCCCGGCGGUGCCACCGAUGCCCCCGCGCAGCCUUUGUGCGGCACGACGCCGUCGGGCAGGGGCGUAGCUCAGGACGAGCUGUGCUCGUGGCCAACGUGCGCCAGAAGCACUCGUGUGCCAUUUCGGGGGGGGGGGGGGGGGUUGUAGCCAAACCUGACGCUCGCAGACUACGUUAGAUUUGUUGCAUGAGAAGGUAGAUGUCUUUUGUUCCUCUUCCAUGUAUCGUAAUUGUUCUUUUACAAUUGAGUGCCUUAAGAAUAGUUUACAAAUACUGUGUAUUUAUGCUGAGCUGUUAAACUCUGCUGUUUGCUGUUCAUUUUUUUUGGUGCUUUUGGUGUAUCCGGUGGCAGUGAGACCGUUACCACUUCCUCACGUCGACCUCCCAGCCCGCAGGGCUCGGCGCUGCUCGAUGCUUCCCUUCCGCCUGGCUCAGAGCCACGACAAGGCAGCGCCGUGCGCGGUGCCCCCGUUUAUCUAUGCAUUGUUUAUCGAAGCGCAGAAAUGGGGGGGUCCGGGGGUGCUCAGCCAAUUGCCGGGCAUGGCCCCAAUCCGGCCCCAUCCCGACAGAAAACCCCAAAUGCACAAAACUGGCACCUUAUUUCCAGUCCGGGCGUUGUCGGUCCGUGUGAUGCCCGUAGGCAUCCUGCCCGUCCCACGGGGUUGGCCCGGCAGCGGCCGCAGGCAGGAGAGGGGUGGGUGAGUAACGUGGAGCUGUCCCAGUGCAUUGCUGUACUCUAUGAUAACAGUGUUCCUUUUAUUUCAUCGUAUUUCUUAAUUCUGGUUUUA
Messenger RNA from Cygnus atratus (black swan), 7009 nucleotides. It is a transcript of the gene SSH1, whose product is annotated as slingshot protein phosphatase 1. Gene Ontology annotation, molecular function: actin binding; protein tyrosine/serine/threonine phosphatase activity. The record is from RefSeq and is a predicted model, not a curated record. The coding region runs from base 312 to 3536 and encodes 1074 amino acids. The transcript has 14 exons. NCBI's taxonomy places the organism in Eukaryota, Metazoa, Chordata, Aves, Anseriformes, Anatidae. Gene Ontology annotation, biological process: negative regulation of actin filament polymerization; protein dephosphorylation; actin cytoskeleton organization. Gene Ontology annotation, cellular component: cytoplasm.